Parnassius mnemosyne (clouded apollo) is the source of this 4470-nucleotide messenger RNA. NCBI's taxonomy places the organism in Eukaryota, Metazoa, Arthropoda, Insecta, Lepidoptera, Papilionidae. The record is from the annotation of a GenBank genome assembly.
AUAGCAAAACGGGAGUGUUUAUUUUGUUGAACAUAAAUACAUUAAAUUUCCUGUACAAUUAUCUUCGUUUUUGGAGAAUUGAGUGAAAUUAAUUCGAAAGGAGUGAUAUGCUUCCCGAUAUUUGCUUUGUCAAUAAGCAAUGUGAUCAUAAUCAUAAAUAUAUUUUGUGAAUGUGGUGUAUUAUGUUACGUGAGCCGCGCUGAACUAAUUGUCAAGCAUAAUGCCAGUUCAGCAAAUAAACGUAAAGAAUUCAUCUGAUAUCGAAAGUUGGGAAUGGGGUGGUGGAUGUGUAAGAGAGGCAGUUAGGGCUGAAUCUGGAAGCAGCAGUACUUCGUGUAGUAACUCAAGCGGAGACAUCUGUCGCAUUUGCCAUUGCGAAAGUGAACCUCAUAAUCCUUUGCUGGCACCGUGCUACUGUUCUGGUAGCCUGAAAUAUGUUCAUCAAAGUUGUCUGCAACAAUGGCUGACAGCAUCUGCAACUAAGUCAUGUGAACUGUGUAAAUUUAACUUUAUUAUGCAUACAAAAAUAAAACCAUUCAAUGAGGUGAGUUUUUGUAAUUUAUAUCAAUGUGUUAAUUUAUUAUUUGUAGUUAUAAUUAUUUCCGAAUGAGUCAGCUGAUUGUCCUUUGUUUAUUGAUUCUUGGGUGUAGUUUAAUUGUACUUAAUAAUAAUUCGUGCUGCAUCCGUGAAACUAGCCUCAACUACCCAGGCCAAAUAACUCAAAAAUAGGUGUGGAUUUAGUGCUUUUUGUGUGCUAAUUAGUCGCUCUAAUCAGGAAUUUGUUGCAAAUUCUAAGACCAUUUUUAACAGUGGUAGAGCUAAGCGGUAGCUUUUGCUGUCGCACGGAUGGGCCAGCUCGAACCGGGGUGGUACCACGACCUCACAGAAUACCAGCGUGAAGUAGAGGUUUACCUCUGCGUUGCGCUUGGUGAGUGCAGGUGGCCGGAGGCCCAAUUACCCCCCCCCCCCCAUCAACAUGGUAGUGGAAUUAAAUACAAGACUACCCCAGGAGGGUACCAGCACCCCUGGAGAAUCCCUCGCUGAGCAUCCACGACCAAACUACUUCACUCCUGAGCGUGGGUGCUCAGGCUGCCCCGCGUAUUCUGGGGGGGGCAAAAUUCCGCUCGUGACUAAUGCUGCUCGGUGCAAGCGGAGCAAUACAACCAAGGCGACCCCUGUCACGCUAUCCGUGAAUUUUUGCAACAUCAGGGGACUUCAUUCCAACCUUAACGCUGUCCAUUACCAUCUAGAGACGGCGAAGCCGGCCUUGCUCUUUUUAACCGAAACUCAGGUGUCCUCUCCGGCUGAUACUUCAUAUCUCUCCUACCCGGGAUACAAAUUGGAACACUCCUUUGUGCCCCGGGCUGGAGUUUGUGUAUACGUCAGAGAGGACAUCUGUUUUCGACGCCUCGGCAGCCUUGAAGGUACGGACCUGUCCAUCCUAUGGCUGCGCGUAGACAGCGACGAUCAUCCCCGCGUCUACGGGUGCCUCUAUAGGUCCCAUAGCGGUAAUGCCGACACAGACCGACUCAUCGACCACGUCCAAAUGGCUGCAGACUCCGUGCUACAACAGGUCCCAUCCGCAGAGAUCGUGAUACUCGGUGAUUUCAACGCCCACCACGCUGAAUGGCUUGGUUCUCGUUUAACCGAUCAUGCGGGUAGAUCUGUGUACGACUUUGCUUUGGCAUAUGGUCUAACACAACUGGUUACUUCGCCUACGCGGAUCCCAGAUGUGGAAGACCACUGCUGACCUCUCAUCCGGACGGAUAUCAGGUCUUCGUCGAUGCCCCUCUGGGCUCUUCGGACCAUUGUCUGAUCCGGAGCACGGUGCCACUCACGCUCCAAUCGCAGUUGCGAUCUGCAGCUUGCCGCCGUGUUUGGCACUAUAGUACAGCUGAUUGGGACGGGAUGCGGUCUUUUUUUGCAUCCUACCCUUGGGGGCGGGUUUGCUUCUCGCCGGAAGAUCCCAGCGUUGUUGCCGAUUCUGUUGCUGAUGUGGUACUUCAGGGUAUGGAACUUUUUAUUCCAUCCUCUGUGGUGCCCAUCGGAGGCAGAUCCCAGCCAUAGUUUGGUCGCUCCUGUAAAAUAGCAUCACGCUAUAAGCAGGAGUGCUACCGGGCCUGGGCUGAUGCAUCAACGUCUCGGGAUUUAAACACCAGCGCACUUAAAAAGAAGUAUAAUUCCGCCUCCAGGUCCUUCAAAAGCGUCAUUGCCAAGGCAAGGUCUGAGCACAUCGGCAGAAUUGGCGAGAAGCUAGUUCGCCUUCCUUCGGGAACCCGUGCAUUCUGGUCUCUCGCCAAGGCUGUCCAAGGGAACUUCUGUCAGCCAUCCCUUCCAUCUCUGCACAGAAAGGACGACUCACUGGCCCAUGCCGCAAAAGAGAAAGCCGAUCUGUUGUGCUCUCUUUUUGCGUCUAACUCGACUCUAGAUGACGGGGGGAACACACCGCCGACCAUCCCGCGAUGUGAGUGCUCCAUGCCGGAUGUGCGAUUUACACAGCGCUCGGUUCGCAAAGCACUCUUCUCCCUGGACGUCAGCAAGUUGAGUGGGCCUGAUGGAGUCCCGCCCAUUGUGCUGAAGACGUGUGCUCCGGAGUUGGCACCGGUUUUAACGCGUCUUUUCCGGUACUCCUACUCCCAAGGCGUAGUCCCGAAUUCAUGGAAGACAGCUUUGGUCCACCCGAUCCCUAAAAAAGGCGACCGCUCAGACCCGUCCAACUACAGGCCUAUCGCUAUCACCUCCUUGUUCUCCAAAAUAAUGGAAUCCAUUAUAAACUGCCAGCUCAUGAGGUACCUUGAGGAUCACCAGCUGAUCAGUGACCGUCAGUACGGUUUUCGUCGGGGUCGAUCAGCGGGUGAUCUUCUAGUUUACUUAACUCAUAGAUGGGCCGAGGCAGUAGAGUCCAAGGGGGAGGCAUUGGCCGUUAGUUUGGACAUAGCGAAGGCCUUCGAUCGGGUCUGGCACAAGGCGCUUCUUUCGAAGCUUCCUUCCUAUGGGCUUCCCGAGAAAUUGUGCAAAUGGAUCACCAGUUUCCUUGCUGAUCGGAGCAUCAAGGUCGUAGUAGACGGUGCAUGCUCUGAUUACAAGCCUAUCAACGCUGGUGUUCCACAAGGCUGCGUGCUAUCACCAACGCUGUUUCUCCUGCAUAUCAAUGAUAUGUUGCUAACUGGUAGCAUUCAUUGCUAUGCGGACGACAGCACUAGGGAUGCCUUAUAUACCGGCCGUGCCAAUAUUUCUCGGAAAACGUCGCCGAGUACCGGGACAAACUUGUGUCUGAAGUCGAGUCUUUGCUUAACAAAGUCUCGGAUUGGGGCCGACUAAAUCUAGUCCAGUUCAAUCCCCAGAAGACACAAGUUUGCGCGUUUACCGCUAAAAAGAACCCCUUUGUCGUAUCUCCUCAGUUUCAAGGCACUCCCCUUGCUGCCUCAGCCAGUAUCGGAAUCCUUGGCGUCGACAUAUCGAAUAGCGUGCAGUUUCGUGGUCACUUGGAAGGGAAGGCCAAAUUGGCCUCUAAAAAGCUUGGCGUGCUCAGCAGAGCGAGACAGUAUUUCAUGCCGGCACAUCGCUAGCAACUUUACAAAGCGCAAGUUCGGCCCCACAUGGAAUACUGUUCUCAUCUCUGGGCCGGGGCACCCCAGUGCCAGCUCCUUCCACUUGACCGCAUCCAGCGCAGAGCGAUUCGAAUCGUCGACGACCGAGUUCUUUCCGAUCAGCUCGAUACACUGGCACUGCGUAGAGAUGUUGCAUCUCUUUGCGUAUUUUAUCGCAUCUAUCACGGGGAGUGCUCUGAGGAAUUGUUCGGACUAAUUCCAGCCGCUCAAUUUCACCAUCGCACGUCGCGACAAAACUCGCGUUACCAUCCGUACCAUCUGGAUGAUUGGCGGUCCACCACUGUGCGAUUUAGAAGAAAUUUUCUCCCUCGCACAACUUCUUUGUGGAAUCAAUUACCACCAGCGAAUUUUCCGAACCGAUACGACUUAGGAACCUUCAAGAAAAGAGCUUACACCUUUCUAAAAGGCCGGCAACGCAUCUGCAAUUCCCCUGGUGUUGCGGUUGUUCAUGGGCGGCCGGUAGUCACUUACCAUCAGGUGAGCCGCAAGCUCGUUUGCCCCCUAUUCUAUAAAAAAAAAGACCAAAAUAUUGCUGACAAGGCCAACUUUUUGGAAGUUGGCAUUGUCAUAUGAUAUUUUGCCAUAAAAGCGUCUAAAACAAUCAAAAAAAUUAGUUGCUAAUUAGUUGUUCAACAUAUAGUGUCUAAGUAUGAAAUUUUUUAUUUUAUAAAUCGAAAAGUGCAUUUGAGAGGGAAUGGUAUACACUGAAAUAGUCAUUUGAAUAAACGUAUUAGUUAAGUAACUCUAGUAGUUGAAACGGUAAAUAAAAAAUAAGAUUUUACUUAUUCUCUGCAAAAAUAAAUUUAAAGUGUUAUGUACGGCUAAACCAAAGUAUCCAGUAUGCAACGCAGUAGAUUCU